Messenger RNA from Dermatophagoides farinae (American house dust mite), 2506 nucleotides. Its product is annotated as calmodulin. Gene Ontology annotation, cellular component: myosin II complex. The record is from RefSeq and is a predicted model, not a curated record. Lineage: Eukaryota; Metazoa; Arthropoda; Arachnida; Sarcoptiformes; Pyroglyphidae. Gene Ontology annotation, molecular function: calcium ion binding.
UCAGUUCAUUUCAUUAGUAUUUUAUGUUUGCAUUGUGAGAGUCUCAUUGGUUCGCUCAAUAUCUUGUCGUUUGCUUUCUAUUUCUCUCCGUCUCUCUUUUGAUUGGUGUUUUUGUAUUAUUGCUCGUUUCAUUCGAUUUCAAGCCAUUUUUUCCUCUUUGCUCUCUCACUUUCACUCCUUUUUCUUGUUCAUCCACGAUAACAGCAACCACAUUUUUUCCAACUUGAAAUAUAGAAAAAAAAUAAUUUUCAUCAAAUAUCACCCAAAAAAACAUCUCAGCAUAUAUUUCUAAUCAGAAAAAGAAUUAGAAACGAAAAAGUAAUUGUCUUCAUCAUAACAAAUCCUUUUUCGAUUGAACCAUUCAUCAUCGUUUGUGUGAAACAUUUUUUUCGAAUUUUAAACUCUUGUUUUUAGUGUAUAUUUCAUACCAGAACUCGGACUUGACCACUUUGAACUUUGUGUGUUUCCAUUGUUCAAAUUCAACAUCAAAAUCAAGAACAGUGUUGUUUUGCAGGCAAAAAAAUAAUUUUUUUUUCUUGUUUGAAAGUCAACGCCAUUCAUGCCAAUAUAAAGCUACAUUAUCGUAUUACAUACUCAUUUACACAUAAAGUCUCAGCGAUUUAUUCAACCACCAAUCUCAAUAUUUUAGAUUCAUUUAUAACAUCACACACACAACAUUCGAUCGGCAAACACGUCCAUCCAUUCAAGUUUGACAAAAAAAAUCUAAUCAAACUCGUCAUUUUUUCAUUAUUUUUCAUUUCACCUGAUCAUUUCCACAUUUUUCAAUAAAUCUCAUUUCAACAUAUACUAAACAUAAAAAAUAUGGCGGAUCAAUUGACAGAAGAACAAAUUGCUGAAUUCAAGGAAGCAUUUUCGCUGUUCGACAAAGAUGGUGACGGUACUAUCACUACAAAAGAAUUGGGAACAGUCAUGAGAUCAUUAGGACAAAAUCCAACUGAAGCUGAAUUGCAAGAUAUGAUCAAUGAGGUAGAUGCCGAUGGUAAUGGUACCAUCGAUUUUCCCGAAUUUCUAACCAUGAUGGCACGUAAAAUGAAAGAUACCGAUUCUGAAGAAGAGAUUCGUGAAGCUUUCCGUGUGUUCGAUAAAGAUGGUAAUGGCUUCAUUUCAGCUGCUGAGCUCAGACAUGUGAUGACCAACCUUGGUGAAAAGCUCACUGAUGAAGAAGUCGACGAAAUGAUUCGUGAAGCCGACAUUGAUGGCGAUGGACAAGUUAAUUAUGAAGAAUUCGUAACGAUGAUGACAUCAAAAUGAAAAUUAUCCAUAGUAUUUUGUUAAAUAUAUUCCUUAUUUCUUUUGCUCUCCGCGUCUCGUCUCAUUGAUUAAAAACAAGCAAAAAAAAAUUACAAACUUCGAACUAUCAACUACACACACACAUACAUUACAAACAAACAAACAAGGAACCUAUUCACACUUACAUCGAAAACAUUAAAUUUUUCCUGAUUGUUUUUAUCAUCUUGACAACAACGACAACAAACUGUUUGAUUUUUUUCAAUUUCGUUUCUUUAUUACGUUUUCUUGCGUUUCUCUCUCUCGCUCUCACUUGUGUUUUACUGUAAAUUUUUUCACACACAUACACUCAAAAACAAUUACACCUAUCCAUGAAUAAUCUUUAAAUUAUUAUUGGAAUUGAUUGGUUUUUUCAUGUGAAUCAUUCUUUUUUUUCUCACAAAUUUUGUUUCUCUUUCUCUUUCAUUUUUUUCUGUCAAUUUGAUUGCAACAAAAGAAAAAGAAAAAUUUGAAUUUAAUAUUUAAGAUUAUGAUUAUUGAUAACUAAUCACAGAUAUUGUAUGUGUGUAUGUGUAUGAUGAAUAGUGUGGUAAUGGCUGUGUAUUUCCAUCAUCAUCGUAAAUUAUGAAUAUUCUCAUUGAUGGGUGUGGAUUUGUUACCGGAUUGGAAUCAUCCAUAUCGAAUAAAUUUGGAACAUCGAUCUGACCGUGUUUGUGUGUUUUUUUUGUCACAGUUUUGCUAUCCAUUAUCUUCAUUCAUUCUUUCGUUUUAUCUUCAACGAACGAUUCCAUCAUCGAAAUAGUGCCAUCCAUCCAUUUCCGUUACAAAUGAAAUGAAAAAAAACAAACUAUUCAACAACCAUAUAUCGGCUGGGAAUUGUGGUCAAUCAUAAUUGCAAUUGUUCAUCGGUUUCGAUAAAAGAAUCACUCAUUUUUCAAUUUACAGUUACACACACGCCAUGCCUACAUACACUCACACACACCUACAUCCAAAUAACUAAAUUUGCACUUAAGUAAAAUACCUGUUUGUCAUUCAACAACCACAGAAAUUUAAAAAAAAAACAAGCACCAAAAUCAUUUAUAAUUAUGAACAAGCAGCAUGUUAUAAGCAUAUAAAUAUCAUGAUUUGGUCAGAAUUCAUUCAAAAAAAAAAAUAUCAAUAUCAAAAAAUUAAAAAAUAACAUGAAAACAAUCCUAAAUCUAAACUAAUGAUAAUUGAUAUAUAAUAAUAAUAAUUUCUAUUUGUUGUGUUCCAUAUA